This is a messenger RNA of Gordionus sp. m RMFG-2023, 2253 nucleotides long. RefSeq lists its product as uncharacterized. The transcript is spliced from 3 exons. NCBI's taxonomy places the organism in Eukaryota, Metazoa, Nematomorpha, Gordioida, Chordodea, Parachordodidae. The record is from RefSeq and is a predicted model, not a curated record. The coding region runs from base 1 to 2253 and encodes 750 amino acids. Gene Ontology annotation, molecular function: zinc ion binding; nucleic acid binding.
AUGGAAGUAGCUCCUAUUAAAGUUGAAGAUUCAAUGGAAGUAGUUCCUAUUAAAGUUGAAGACUCAAUGGAAGUAGUUCCUAUUAAAUUCCAUAUUCCAGAAUUCGUCAAAGAAAAAAUAAAUAUUCAGGACUACUUAUUUAACUUGGAGUUAAUUUAUAAAGUAAGAAAUAUUAUAGAUUUAAAUACAAAAAAAGACCUGCUUUUAGCCUAUAUCGGAACAGACAAUCUUAUCAAAAUUAAGAACUUUCACUUUCAAAUAAAUUUAGAGAUGAUAAAUUAUGAUACUUUAAUAAAAAGCUUAAAUUUGGUGUUCAAUUAUAGUUCGAGCAUUUUCGUAAAUAGGAAAAAAAUUUUUACGUUAAAAAGAUGCAGUGAGACGAUUAUUGACUUUUCAAUUAGGGUUAAAACUGUCUGUUCUCUUUGUAAUUUUAAACCGCCUUUUGAUGAACUUUUAAGAGAUAUAUUUAUCCUAGGAGUAGGCUUACCUGAGUUGGACAAAGAACUUCGGUCAAAGUAUAUCGAAGGCAAUAUUACUUUUGAAGAGACCGUGCGUUUAGCGAUCGCGCGGUCUUCGUUGGAAAAUGAAACCCAGACUGAAGUUAAUAAAAUAACUAAAAAUAAGCCAACACAGGGUUCGAAAAAUAAUUAUUUUAGAAAUAAUAAUUAUACAAACGUCAAUAGAUUCAAUAAUAAUAAACACUUUAGUAACAAUUAUAUUCCUAAUAAUAAUUAUAGACCUAGUAUCAAACCUAAUUCUAUUCAAAAGAAAGUGAUAUGCUUUCGUUGCGGUAAGGCAAACCACAUAGCGGAAGAUUGUAGAACCCAUGCCAUACAAAUGAUUCUGCCACGGACACCUCGCCUGUCAUUUUCAAAUAAAGCAACCAUCGAUGCGAAGAUAAAUGGGUUGCAGCUAGCUAUGGAGUUUGAUACCGGCGCCGCGUGUAGUGUGAUUGAUGAGGUCACCUGGAAUCGUAUUGGCAGACCACAACUAUCACCGGCUUAUAAAUUAGUGGGAUAUAAUCAUAUCCAAAUCGAAGUACUAGGUGAAAUCAAACUGCAAAAGGCAGUCAUCCGAAUAGAACCGAACACGUUACCGAUUGCAUUACCAGCAAGAAGAGUUCCUUUUCCGUUGCGUCGAACCAUUGAAGCAGAGUUGGAUAGACUUUUAGACGAAGGCGUUAUCGAGAAGGUGGAUCCAACAAUAACUCCAAUCACUUGGGCUACGCCAACGGUUAAUAUCUUAAAGAAAUCCGGUGCCGUGCGGAUAUGCGGAGAUUUUCGUUUAACAAUCAACAAAUAUCUAGCGAUCGAUAACGAUUUACUACCAACUUUCGUCGACCUAACAAAUAAAAUCGCGGGUGGUAAAAUAUUUUUAACAAUAGAUUUAAGAGAUGCAUUUUUACAAUUCGGAGUUAGUCCAGACUGUAGGGACCUUUUAGUAAUUUCGACACAUGUCGGUUAUUACCGAUACCAAAGAAUUCCAUUUGGUUUGACUAGCGCUCCGAUAAUAUUCCAACGCUUUAUGAAAAACCUAUUAAAGGGAAUUCCUAUGGUUAGUGUAUUUUUAGACGACAUAAUUAUUGCAGGUGAGAAUAAUUCCGAUCACAUAGUUAAUUUGGAAGAAGUAUUAAGAAGAUUUGAGAAGGCUGGACUGACCACGACGACUGAUAAAAUUAAAAUCGGAGAAAAGUCAGUCACUUAUUUAGGUCAUGUUAUUGACAGUUUCGGAAUUCACCCUACAGAAGAUAAGAUUAGCGCUAUAAAAAAUUUUAAAACACCUUCCAAUGUUAAAGAACUACGUUCAUUUCUUGGAAUAGUGAAUUAUCAUGAGGCAUUUAUUAAAACUUUGCAUUCUAUUUGUGCGCCUUUACAUCGACUAACGAAAGAUACAAUAAUUCCUUAUUCAGCCGAUAUCCCUGUCGUGAUUUCUUGUGACGCUUCCGAAGAUGGUCUAGGAGCUGUUAUUGCACACCGAUUUCUUACUGGCCAGGAGAAACCGAUUGCUUACGCAUCGAGGACACUUUCGGCGGCUGAAAAGAAUUAUGAAAGGACAGCAGGGUGGCAUGAAGGAAAAGUGUUACAACGAAAAAGCGCAAUAUUGUACGAUGUGGAAUCAGAGGGGAUCGUUAAAAACAAGCAUGCAGAUCAAUUGAGGGAUGCACAUACACAAGAGAAGGAAAUACCCGUUACGUUGACCGAAGAAGUGGAAAAGGCAGAACAUGAGAAUACAACUCUUGAAAAAAGAGUUUGA